AUGCUGGGUAUGGGCAGCAUCGGCAAGCUGGUUGCGCAUUCGCUCCGCGGCCUUCCCAACCCGCCGCCCGUAACACUGCUCUUCCACCGGACUUCUAUGCUCGAGCAGUGGAAUGACGGAGCCCGUGAGCUUCGCCUGACAACUCAAGGCGUCACCGAAGCCCGGACAGGCUACGACGUCGAGACCGCGAUACCACGGCGGCGCGAACAUGGGCGAGAACUUGGCGUCGACAGCUCAGAGUCGCGACCCACGUCCGCGGACCCUUACGUGACAGAGACCGCGUCUCCCGAAGACGCCUCGAAGUACUCGGACCCGAUCCACAACCUCAUCCUCACGGUCAAAGCCACACAGACCGUGUCCGCGCUCCUCGCCGUGAAACACCGACUCUCCGCCGCCUCCAGCAUCCUCUUCCUGCAAAACGGCAUGGGCAUCCUCGAAGAAGUGAAUCGCGACGUCUUCCCCGACCCGGAAACCCGACCAAACUACAUGCUCGGCAUAAUCUCCCACGGCGUAACAUCCCAGAGCACCUUCUCAGCCACCCACACCGGCUUCGGCACCAUCAGCAUCGGCAUCAUGCCGCGCGCCUCCUCCCAGACUCCUCCGUCCGACGCCUCAAGCACCCCCUAUCCGACCUCCCCUCUCCGCGGCGGCCUCGGCCACCGCUGGGACGCGCAAUCGCGCUACCUGCUGCGGACCCUAACCCGCACGCCCGUCCUCGCCGCCGUCGGCUUCGCCCCGACGGAGCUCCUGCAGCUGCAGCUCGAAAAACUCGCCAUCAACGCCAUCGUCAACCCGCUCACCGUCCUCCUCGACGCGCGCAACGGCGCGCUACUGUACAACUACUCCCUGUCGCGGGCAAUGCGCAUGCUGCUGUCCGAAAUCUCCCACGUCAUCCUGUCCCUGCCCGAGCUGCGCGGUCUGCCGAACAUAACCGCGCGCUUCAGCCCGCAGCGGCUUGAGACGCUGGUCGUGGGCGUCGCGGGGAAGACGCGGGAGAAUGUUAGUAGCAUGCUGGCGGAUGCGCGCAGGGGGCAGCAGACCGAGAUUGAGUAUAUCAAUGGGUAUAUUGUGCGCAGGGGGGAGGAGAUGGGGUGUCUCUGUGUGAUGAACUAUUUGGUUAUGCAGUUGGUUAGGGGGAAGCAGAUUAUGAUUCAGAGGGAGAUGCUGGAUAUGAUCCCGUUCAUGGGGGCGGAUACGGGUCGGUGA
Messenger RNA from Coniosporium apollinis CBS 100218, 1206 nucleotides. Its product is annotated as 2-dehydropantoate 2-reductase. Gene Ontology annotation, cellular component: mitochondrion; cytoplasm. Gene Ontology annotation, biological process: pantothenate biosynthetic process. Lineage: Eukaryota; Fungi; Ascomycota; Dothideomycetes. Gene Ontology annotation, molecular function: 2-dehydropantoate 2-reductase activity; NADP binding. The record is from RefSeq and is a predicted model, not a curated record. The coding region runs from base 1 to 1206 and encodes 401 amino acids. The transcript has a single exon.